Molecule: messenger RNA, 1340 nt
Organism: Tribolium castaneum (red flour beetle)
Lineage: Eukaryota; Metazoa; Arthropoda; Insecta; Coleoptera; Tenebrionidae
Gene: Tgt
Product: tRNA-guanine transglycosylase
Exons: 6
Coding region: 112-1302 (396 amino acids)
Cellular component (GO): cytosol
Molecular function (GO): tRNA-guanosine(34) queuine transglycosylase activity
Source: RefSeq, a predicted model, not a curated record
CUUUCGAGAUCAAAUCUACUGACAGUAUAUUAUGAGGUUAUGUGAUUUUAACCUCAAAAAUUCCUCAUUUACAACACAUUUUUAUUUAUUAAAAACAACAUUUGCAACAUUAUGACCACAAAAAGUCCGCUAGUUUUCACACUCAUUGCCGAAUGCCACACCACAAAGGCCCGCGUAAGCCGCAUGGUGUUGCCCCACGGCCCCGUUGACAUGCCGGUAUUCAUGCCUGUUGGAACUCAGGGAACCUUGAAAGGAAUGUUGCCGGAACAGCUUGAAGAGCUCGGCCUCCAAAUCAUGCUUGCCAAUACUUAUCAUUUAGGCACAAAACCAGGUGUCGAAAUUUUGGAAAAAGCCGGCGGUUUGCAUAAAUUUAUGAACUGGAACAAUUGUCUUUUGACGGAUUCUGGGGGCUUCCAGAUGGUGUCGUUGUUAAAAUUGGCUGAAAUCACAGAGGAGGGUGUACGUUUUCAGCCUCUGAAUGACCAAAAGGCUGAAGUUAUGUUGACACCCGAACAUUCCAUUGAAAUUCAAAACGCAAUCGGGGCUGACAUAGUCAUGCAAUUGGAUGAUGUUGUCAGGACCACGAAUCCAGAUAAGGCGAGAAUUGAGGAAUCUGUGCACAGAACGACAAGGUGGCUUGAUCGGUGUUUGCAAGCGCACAAAAAACCGGACACCCAAAGCAUUUUUCCAAUAGUACAAGGGACCCUCUAUGAGGAUUUACGUGAGAUAAGCGCCAAAGAUCACAUCAAGAGACACGUCAAUGGAUAUGCCAUUGGUGGUCUAAGUGGAGGUGAAAGUAAAGACGAUUUUUGGAAAAUAGUCCACUUAUGUACCAAUAUUUUACCAAAGGACAAACCCCGCUACUUGAUGGGCGUUGGCUUUGCCGAAGAUUUAGUAAUUUGUUGCGCCUUAGGUUGCGACAUGUUUGACUGUGUUUUUCCAACAAGGACGGCGAGGUUUGGUUGUGCAUUAACGAGGACAGGUCAACUCAAUUUAAAGAAAGAAAAAUUCAAAAAAGACUUCAAACCUAUUGAUGAAAACUGUCCCUGUAAAACGUGUAAAAACUACACCAGAGCUUAUCUGAAUGGUGUUGUGACAGUGUACCCAUCAGCCUGUCACCUAAUCACUGAACAUAACGUGGUCUUUCAAAUGCGUUUGAUGAAAGACAUCAGAGAGAGUAUCAAGCAAGACAAGUUCCCCGAAUUUGUGCGCAAAUUCAUGUUGGACCUUUAUCCAAAUAAGGAGUAUCCUACUUGGGUUAGGGACUCGUUAAGUGCGGUCAACAUAAGCCUAACGGUAUAAGUAUUAAUUUAUUUUAUACAAUAAAUAGAAAAAAAGAA